Messenger RNA from Lepus europaeus (European hare), 3336 nucleotides. It is a transcript of the gene ABITRAM, whose product is annotated as actin binding transcription modulator. The transcript has 6 exons. Gene Ontology annotation, cellular component: dendrite; lamellipodium; filopodium tip. The record is from RefSeq and is a predicted model, not a curated record. Bases 145 to 627 code for a protein of 160 amino acids. Gene Ontology annotation, biological process: regulation of actin filament polymerization; regulation of filopodium assembly; dendrite morphogenesis. Gene Ontology annotation, molecular function: actin filament binding; actin monomer binding. Lineage: Eukaryota; Metazoa; Chordata; Mammalia; Lagomorpha; Leporidae.
UGGCCCUCUAGGUCGAGGGCUGGCAUUUGGGAGGACUCGCAGGCGUGGAUCACCCGUGGAGCAGGGCGCCUCCCGGGGCUUCCAGGGCAGCGCGGGCUCCGGCGUGGGUAAAGCGAGGUCCUCGAGGUCGGCGGCGGCCAGAAGAUGUCAAAGGAAAACCUUGUGAGGACCACUGUAUACUACAGCACUCUAACCGUCUUUUCUCCUUCUAGAAUAUGUGUCAUCACAUUGGCAGGAUCUCAUCCGGUUCUUCAAAGUGGAAAAACGAUUAAGAGCAUUUCCUAUCAGAUAAGUACCAACUGUAGCAGACUCCAGAACAAGGUCUCUGGGAAAUUUAAGCGGGGGGCACAGUUUCUAACAGAAUUCGCACCUCUGUGUAAGAUUUACUGCUCAGAUGGAGAAGAAUAUACCAUAUCCAGCUGUGUGAGAGGACGACUGAUGGAAGUAAAUGAAAACAUUCUCCAUGAGCCAUCUAUUCUUCAAGAAAAGCCAUCUACUGAAGGUUACAUUGCAGUUGUGUUACCCAAAUUUGAAGAAAGCAAGAGCAUAACAGAAGGCUUACUGACACAAAAACAGUACGAAGAAGUUGUGCUGAAACGCGUUGAUGCUGCUACAGCUACAUCAUGAGGACUGCAAUGGAGCCAGAAGCAACAUGGGAUUCUUAGCCUUACCUGGUCUAAACCAUCAGUGCCCUCAAGGAGAUGCAGCAUACUGUGUGAAGCACACUUCUCCCCCAGCCAUCAGCAGAAGAGCCCUAAGCCUUCACUUAACCUAGUUUUCCCUCUGUCUUGCCUGACAAGCUUUGGCUCCCACUUGUCUCCACCCUCACCCUGUUCCUUUGCUUCCAAGUAAACAAGCAAGCAGGGGAUGCAUUUUGAUUCAUUCUCUUCUCUCUCUCUCUCUCUCUCUCUCUCUCACACACACACACACACACACACACACACACACACACCUCUGGGUAAAAUUUGGCAAACAUGGAGAAGUUUUAAGUAACUGAUUUAUUCAUCCUCAUCAUAUUACAUGGAAGUAAAUACUGUAUUUUGACAUACUUCUAUUAUUUGAACAAUAUGGCAUGGCUGUUGUUUUUUCUUUCAAUUUUUGAAGUUUUUUCAAAAACCUAAAUGACCUUUCUUCACCCUGCUUAAAUGUGACACAAAGUCUUGUCCCACCUGUUUUUAAGUUACAAGAAGAGGCUGGAGUGUAGAGUGUACCUUUUGUCCUCCUCACACCUAUUAAACAACUAAAUGAGGAACACAUCUUUGAAAAAUACAAAAUUCUGCCUUAACAAAUGGAAAAUAAGGCAACUUAAGUUGGUUCUCAUAGUGGAUACAUUGUAGUCAAGCAGUGUCACUCUGGUGACUGGGUAACUAAGAAAGAAGUUUCUGCCUUUGGACACAACAAAGGCUUUCACAUCCUUAAAAAGAAACAAACUAAUUAACUCAAUUUAUGGCUUAAAAUUGGAUACUGAUUUACAAUGAAUUUCAAAUAAAGGACAUUAAGAAAACAUGUCACUUUUUCCUUAGACUACAUAUAUUUAAACAGCUGUGUUUUUUACAGUUUCUAUCCUCUUAUGCUGUUGAAGUCAGAUAUCCCCUCCCCACACCUACUCAAGUAUGUAACAGCAUCUUUGUUUUGUUUUUUGUUUUUGAUAGGCAGUUAGAGAGACAGAGAGAAAGGUCUUCCUUCUGUUGGUUCACCCCCCAAAUGGCCACUACGGCCAGCGCUGCGCCGAUCCGAAGCCAGGAGCUUCCUCCUGGUUUCCCAUGCGGGUGCAGGGCCCAAAGACUUGGGCCAUCCUCCACUGCCUUCCCAGGCCACAGCAGAGAACUGGACUGGAAGAGGAGCAACCGGGACAGAACCAGCGCCCCAACCAGGACUAGAACCCAGAGUAUCAGAGCCACAGGUGGAGGAUUAGCCAAGUGAGCUGCGGCGCCGGCCUGUAACAGCAUCUUAUAAAUAAAAUUUAAAAUUAGUUUUAGUUCAUAGCAAAAACAUCUUGAAACUCAGGGGUAGUGAAUGUCAUGUAAGGUCCCGGAAAUCAUUUGGUCUGGCCCUGCCAAGAUGACCACAGGCAGGACUUGAAAUUCAAUACAUCUACAGCAGGCUGAUUUUUGAGUUGCUAAUUUUGUAUGCUCCCUGUAUGGUGCUAUAAAUAUCCACAUGGCUCUUGGCAGAAAAAAGGUUCCCUUACCCCUGCGAAUGCCAGGACAAUUCUCCCUAAAAUAUACACAUAGACUAUGACAAGGUAGCAACACGUAUAGUGAUGGUGCUAUGAAGUGAAAAUGUGAGCACAAACCAGCACAUCAGUUGGCACAGUGAAUGUUCAAGAGUACAUAAGACAGAGACACUUAUGACAGUAAAACAGUCUGUAUCUACUUUACAUAUACACACGUAAUUCCCCCAUGAAGUCUACUGUAAUGUAAAAGAAUAUUUGUUUCAGAGAAUAAAAAGCAGACUUUCUGUUUAAAGAAGUAUAAAGUCAUUAAGCUAAGUGUACCCCAUUUUCUCCCAGGACUAUAGUGAAAAGUGAAGGUUUUAUUCGGGGGUGGGCUUUGUCGUACAAGAGUUUAAGCUGCCCCUUAGGGACCCUACGUCCCAUAUCAGAGUGCCUGUUCAAAUCCAGGCUGUUCCACUUCUGAUCCAGCUUUCUGCUAAUGUACUUGGGAAUCAGAUUAUGGCUCAAGUACUUGAGACUCUACCACCCAGGUGAGAGAUCCAGAAGAGCAUUUUUUAAGAUUUAGUUAUUUGAAAGGCAGACUUAGAGAAAGAGAAGGGAGAGACAGAGUUCUCCAUCUACUGGUUCACUCUCCAGCCCCAACAGCAAGGGCUGAGCCAGACCAAAACCAGCAGCCAGGAGCAGCUUCUGGUCUCCCAUGUGGAUUUGAGGGCCCAAGCAUUUGGGCCAUCCUCUGUUGCUUUCCUAGGCACAUUAGCAGGAGCUGGAUCAGAAGUGGAGCAGCUGGGACUUGAAUAGGCACCCAAAUGGGAUGCCGGUGCUGCAGGUGGUAGUUGAACCUGCUGCACCACAGCACCCGUCCCCAAAUAAAUCUUUUUUUAAAAAGUUUUCUUCAGGGUACAGGGCUGUGGCAUAGCAGGUAAAGCCGCCACCUGCAGUGUCGACAUCCUAUAUGGGUUCAAGUCCCAGCUGCUUCACUUUCAAUCCAGCUCUCUGCUAUGGCCUGGGAAAGCAGUAGAAGAUGGCCCAAAUCCUUGGGCCCCUACACCCACAUGGGGGACUUGGAAGAAGCGAAUGGAAGAUCGAUCUCUCUCUCUCUCUCUCUCUCUCUGCCUCUCCUUCUCUUUCUGUGUAACUGACUUUCAAGUAAAUAAAUUUUU